AUGGCGUUGUCUUCAAUUUAGGGUUAGGGUUUAUGUUCAGGAUCCCGUUUCUCUAACACUGUCCUUAUCUUCACAUCCCGUUACACCUCUUAGCAAGAUAUGGUGAUCCCUUGAAGAUCAAAAUCCUCCAAAUCCUAAACCUCAAAUUCCUCUAAACCUCUCCCAGAAACCUCCAAAACCCUUACCCUAGCUGCACAACCAUCACCAUGUACCUCUACAGUCUCACUCUUCAACAGGCCACCGGCAUCAUAGCUGCCAUCAACGGCAACUUUUCGGGCGGCAAGGCCCAGGAAAUUGUCGUCGCUCGCGGCAAGAUUCUCUCCCUGCUCCGGCCUGACGAGAAUGGUAAGCUACAAACACUUCACUCUGUUGAAAUCUUCGGCGCUAUACGAUCCAUAGCCCAGUUCCGCUUAACUGGUGCCCAGAAGGAUUACAUAGUCGUUGGUUCAGAUUCUGGUCGGAUUGUUAUCCUCGACUACAACAAAGAGAAGAAUGUUUUCGAUAAAAUUCACCAAGAAACUUUCGGGAAAUCAGGGUGCCGCCGCAUCGUCCCAGGUCAGUACCUUGCUGUUGACCCUAAAGGUAGGGCUGUAAUGAUUGGCGCUUGUGAGAAGCAGAAGUUAGUUUAUGUUUUGAAUAGAGAUACUGCAGCUAGGUUGACGAUUUCGUCUCCCUUGGAGGCUCACAAGUCACAUACAGUAUGUUACUCCAUUUGUGGUGUCGACUGCGGGUUUGAUAACCCCAUUUUUGCGGCAAUUGAGUUGGAUUACUCAGAGGCAGAUCAGGAUUCAACUGGGCAGGCGGCUAGUGAGGCUCAAAAGCAUCUAACUUUUUAUGAGCUUGAUUUAGGGCUCAACCAUGUGUCUAGGAAGUGGUCAGAGCCAGUUGAUAAUGGGGCUAAUAUGUUGGUUAAUGUACCUGGAGGAGGGGAUGGGCCUAGUGGGGUUUUAGUUUGUGCUGAGAAUUUUGUGAUUUAUAAGAACCAGGGGCAUCCUGAUGUGAGGGCAGUUAUUCCUAGGCGGGCUGAUUUGCCUGCAGAGCGUGGGGUUCUUAUUGUUUCAGCUGCCACCCAUAAGCAGAAGUCCAUGUUCUUCUUUCUUUUGCAGACUGAGUACGGGGAUGUUUUUAAGGUUACUUUGGAGCAUGACAAUGAUCGUGUGACAGAAUUGAAGAUUAAGUAUUUUGAUACAAUUCCUGUCACAGCUUCAAUGUGUGUGUUGAAAUCUGGGUUUCUGUUUGCGGCAUCAGAAUUUGGCAAUCAUGGCUUGUAUCAGUUCCAAGCUAUUGGGGAGGAGCCAGAUAUUGAGUCUUCAUCAGCCACAUUGAUGGAAACUGAAGAAGGUUUCCAGCCAGUAUUUUUUCAGCCUAGAGGACUUAAGAACCUUGUCAGGAUUGACCAAAUGGAGAGCUUGAUGCCAAUAAUGGACAUGAAAAUCAUUAAUCUAUUUGAAGAAGAAACCCCUCAGAUAUUUUCCCUAUGUGGACGUGGUCCCCGUUCAUCUCUGAGGAUAUUAAGGCCUGGUUUGGCCAUCAGUGAGAUGGCUGUUUCGCAGCUUCCUGGAGUCCCAAGUGCUGUGUGGACUGUGAAAAAGAAUGUUAAUGAUGAGUUUGAUGCCUACAUUGUUGUGUCUUUUGUCAAUGCAACUCUUGUGCUUUCUAUUGGUGAAACUGUUGAAGAAGUUAGCGAUAGCGGGUUUUUAGAUACCACCCCUUCUCUUGCUGUUUCAUUGAUAGGUGAUGACUCUCUAAUGCAAGUUCAUCCCGAUGGUAUCAGGCAUAUAAGGGAAGACGGGCGUGUUAAUGAGUGGAGAACUCCUGGAAAAAGGACUAUUGUUAAGGUUGGCUCCAAUAGGCUUCAAGUAGUGAUUGCAUUAAGUGGAGGUGAGCUUAUAUACUUUGAGGUGGAUAUUACUGGGCAGCUGAUGGAGGUCGACAAGCAUGAAAUAUCUGGAGAUGUGGCUUGUUUGGACAUUGCACCUGUUCCUGAAGGGAGACAGAGGUCCCGUUUUCUUGCAGUUGGUUCAUAUGAUAACACAAUCCGUAUACUGUCUUUGGAUCCUGAUGAUUGUAUGCAAGUUCUCAGUGUUCAAAGUGUUUCUUCACCUCCAGAAUCUCUUCUUUUCCUUGAAGUUCAGGCAUCAGUUGGGGGGGAGGAUGGUGCUGAUCAUCCUGCCAGCCUUUUCCUUAAUGCAGGUUUGCAGAAUGGAGUUCUGUUCCGGACUGUGGUGGAUAUGGUAACAGGCCAGCUUUCUGAUUCCCGGUCACGAUUCUUAGGGUUGAGACCCCCAAAGUUGUUCUCUAUUAUUGUGAGAGGCCGGCCUGCAAUGCUUUGCUUGUCCAGUCGACCAUGGCUUGGUUACAUUCACCAAGGACAUUUUCUUUUGACACCACUUUCUUAUGAGACUCUUGAAUUUGCUGCAUCAUUUUCAUCUGAUCAGUGUGCUGAGGGUGUUGUUGCUGUUGCUGGGGAUGCAUUGAGGGUUUUCACCAUUGAGCGUCUUGGAGAAACAUUUAAUGAGACUGCAAUCCCUUUGAGGUACACCCCAAGGAAGUUUGUUCUUCAACCCAAGAGAAAAUUGCUGGUAAUCAUUGAGAGUGACCAGGGAUCAUUCACUGCAGAAGAGCGUGAAGCCGCAAGAAAGGAGUGCUUUGAGGGGAGUGGAAAUGGUAACGUGGAGCAAAUGGAGAAUGGUGGUGAUGAUGAGGAUAAAGAUGACCCUCUCUCUGAUGAGCAGUAUGGUUAUCCAAAGGCAGAGUCAGACAAGUGGGUUUCUUGCAUCCGAGUUCUUGAUCCAAGGACAGCUGCUACAACUUGUCUUCUGGAGCUUCAAGACAAUGAAGCUGCUUUCAGUAUCUGCACUGUGAAUUUUCAUGAUAAGGAGUAUGGAACCCUCCUGGCUGUAGGCACUGCCAAGGGGCUGCAGUUUUCUCCCAAAAGAAGUUUAGCUGCAGGAUUUAUUCAUAUUUACAGGUUUGUUGAUGAAGGGAGAUCACUUGAACUUCUGCACAAGACACAAGUAGAAGGCGUUCCUCUAGCAUUAUGCCAGUUUCAGGGAAGAUUACUUGCUGGCAUAGGGUCUGUGCUCAAGCUGUAUGACUUGGGCAAAAAAAGAUUGCUUAGAAAAUGCGAGAAUAAGCUGUUCCCUAACUCUAUUAUCUCUAUUCAAACAUAUCGUGAUAGGAUAUAUGUUGGUGACAUUCAGGAGUCAUUCCAUUUUUGCAAGUAUAGGAGGGAUGAGAAUCAGCUCUAUAUAUUUGCUGAUGAUGUUGUUCCAAGAUGGCUUACUGCAUCAUACCAUAUAGAUUUUGAUACCAUGGCUGGUGUAGACAAGUUUGGGAAUGUUUAUUUUGUGCGUCUACCACAGGAUGUUUCGGAUGAGAUAGAAGAAGAUCCAACAGGUGGGAAGAUAAAAUGGGAGCAGGGGAAGCUUAAUGGAGCACCCAACAAGAUGGAGGAAAUAGUUCAGUUUCAUAUUGGGGAUGUAGCCACUUGCUUGCAGAAGGCAUCUUUGAUACCGGGUGGUGGAGAGUGUCUUAUUUAUGGGACAGUUAUGGGGAGUGUGGGGGCAUUGCUUCCAUUCACUUCCCGUGAUGAUGUUGACUUCUUUUCCCACCUAGAGAUGCAUAUGAGGCAGGAACACCCACCAUUGUGUGGACGAGAUCAUAUGGCUUACAGAUCUGCUUAUUUUCCCGUGAAGGAUGUGAUUGAUGGGGAUUUGUGUGAACAGUUCCCUACACUGCCUAUGGAUUUGCAAAGGAAAAUUGCUGAUGAAUUGGAUAGGACUCCUGGAGAAAUACUGAAGAAACUUGAAGAAGUCAGAAAUAAGAUUAUCUGAGGUAUCAAUUUAAAGGGUGUCCUUCCCUACUUGUUGGGCACCCCACUCUUCUAUUUCCUAUUAAUGUAGGUUGUAGAUCCUGGAUUUACUAGCGUGAGCUCUGGUUGGAGGCUAUAUCAGGUCAGUAAGAAAAGUAAAAGCAUAUUGGUCCCUGGGCAGAGCAAUCAAGCAUUUUGAUUUUCAAGUUUGAAUGAGCUAAUUGUAUUAGAGGCAGAAGCUACCAUUUGUGUCUCAGAUAUGGCAUUUACUGUUGUUGUAGUACUUAACUGAUUCUUGUGGAUUUUAUGUUCAUUAUUGUUAGAUUAGAAUUGAUCUAUAAUGGUAGAAAUUGAAUAUGAACCAUGUCAGACGACAAUGAACAGGUUGGAUAUUA
Molecule: messenger RNA, 4209 nt
Organism: Rubroshorea leprosula
Lineage: Eukaryota; Viridiplantae; Streptophyta; Magnoliopsida; Malvales; Dipterocarpaceae
Source: the annotation of a GenBank genome assembly